AUGUCAACAAUCCCAGAUGAUAUCUCUCUGUACAACAUCAUCCCUUUGCUUCCAUCAAAGACCCUUAUUCGCUUCAUAUGCACGUGCAAGAGAUGGAACACUUUCAUACGCCAACCUUCUUUUCUUAACCUUCGCAAACUCACACACAACAUCAUUUUCCUCUCCCCUCUCGGAUCCUCAAAACCCCACAUUUUUUCAUCACCCUGUCACUUCGACCCUCACGAUAAUGACGUCAUCCUCACACCCCCACGUGCCUCCUCGCUCCUCGUCUCCUUCCCAAACCUUAGCUUCCCCAAAACACGUGUGCAGUGCGUCAACGGUUUGCUCUGCGUCCACCCCCGAGGCAGCGUUUGGCUCUCCUCCCACGUGGAGGCCUUCACCUUCAUAGUGAACCCCACCACAAGGCAGGUGCACCCUCUCCCACUCGAUCACUCCGUGGAACGAAGAGAGUUCAUGGUGUCAACCCACUUCGGAUACGACAACGUUCGCGGCGAGUUCAAGGUCCUUCGCGUGUUCAAGUACCGCGCGCGUGGCUCUCACGACAUCAAGAUCUUCACCCUCGGCUGCGACGCGUCGUGGAGACGCGUGUCUCCCGGAGCCUCCCGCGAGCUCGUGGAAAGCCUCUUGACCCGCCACUGGGACAAGAGAGGGGUCUGCAUGAACGGUGUUAUAUACUGGACGCACGGCUUCAUUCUUCUCCUGUUCGAUGUGGGGCCUGAGGAGAUACUCGCCACGUGCGCUCCCCCACGUUCGGGAUACUCCCUUGUAUCGUGCAAGUACCCGAGUUUGCAGUACCCUGAUCUGAUCGAAAUGGGUGGUAGUUUGUGCCUGUUCAGAUUCCGUGGGAAUGAUUUGAAGUUGUGGUUUCUGAAGGACCACGAGAGUGCGGAGUGGGAAUCCAAGAGUGUUGUGCUUCCUCCAGAGGUAGUGCCACCAGAGGAAGUUGUUUUUCCACUUUGUAGGAUCCAGAGUGGUGAGAUUUUGUUUCUGCCAUAUUUUGUUCCCACACAUGUUAGAGGAGUUUUGUAUGACAUGGAGCGUAGGACCUUUAGGACUCUUGCUCUCAUGGAAAUGCCUCACUCGUUGUUGCCUGAUCCAGUUUCAGGACAACUUGACAUGUUCUAUUGUCAACAAAGUUUCAUGUUAUUAGAAUAGCAUAAUAUCUUUGAAUCUCUGUUGCUUUGUUUCCGGGUUUACCUUUGGUUCUUUUUCGCGUUUCUAUAGAAUUUUGUUAGCCUCGGAGGUUGCUUUUCUUUGUGUUCAAAUAAUUUAUUUUGGUUGAAGAAACAAAU
Messenger RNA from Cajanus cajan (pigeon pea), 1292 nucleotides. RefSeq names its product putative F-box protein At5g52610. The record is from RefSeq and is a predicted model, not a curated record. Lineage: Eukaryota; Viridiplantae; Streptophyta; Magnoliopsida; Fabales; Fabaceae. Gene Ontology annotation, molecular function: protein binding.